Molecule: messenger RNA, 1017 nt
Organism: Diaporthe batatas
Lineage: Eukaryota; Fungi; Ascomycota; Sordariomycetes; Diaporthales; Diaporthaceae
Exons: 3
Coding region: 1-1017 (338 amino acids)
Molecular function (GO): dioxygenase activity
Source: RefSeq, a predicted model, not a curated record
AUGCCUGCCCUAUCUUUUGACGUGAGCCCCCAAGGGGAGCCUCUGGCCACUUUGAGGACCAUAACAUUUGCCAACCUUCUGGACCGCGAUCCCAUUGAGAUGACGAAGCUGAUACGAGCAUGCGAGGAAGUCGGCUUCUUUUACUUGAAGCUUACUUGCCCUGGCUCACAGAAUAUUCUUCAAAAUCUGGAAGAACUUUCUUCGACUAUGCGCGAGUGGUUUUCUCAGGAUGAGGACACAAAGCUGAAGACGGCAACCAUCAGUAAUUCUCAUGGAUACAAGCCACUUGGCCAGCACGCGGGAAUAGGCGCAACACGAGACGGCUGGGAAGCUUUAAAAAUUGGGAGCUCCGAGCUUUCUGGCCGAUGGGCCUUGCCGUCCGUGGUCAGGGACAGAGCCGAGAAAUUCUCUGAGUUCCACAGCGAAUGCCACUAUGUCACCAAGAUUCUUCUGGACUGCAUUUCAUCGAAGCUAGGGCUCUUGGGCCAGGAGAGCCUCCAGCAAUACCACCGCAACGACGCACCGUCGAAGAGCUCCCUCUUCUUCAUCCACUACCCAGCCAUGGACCUCUCGCAGGGGUCGCUCGGGCAGAACCAGCAUACCGACAUCGGGUCGCUGACGCUGCUAUUCGCGCAGCAGUGGGGCCUACAGGUCCUCUGCCCCGUCAACUUCGUCUGCCCUGAGACAGGCGAGCGGCUCCAGUGGCGCAGUGUUGAGCCCCGGCCCGGCCACGCCAUCGUGAACGUCGGCGACACGCUGCGCUUCCUCUCGGGGCAGAAGCUGAGGUCGGCUCUCCACCGUGCCAUGCCGCUCGACGGUGUGGGUAGGUACAGCGUGGCCUAUUUCCUGCGGCCCAGCGACGACAGCGAGUUCCGCGACAGCCGCGGCCAGGCGACCACGGCCGUCGGCUGGUAUCUCAAGAAGAACGAGACCUAUGAGUCGCACGCGGCACAGGACGAGGCUAUUCUCACCGGUGGUAUUAAGAAAAUUUACAGUCUCGAUACUGGACGGGUGUAA